Aspergillus alliaceus is the source of this 543-nucleotide messenger RNA. RefSeq lists its product as uncharacterized. Bases 1 to 543 code for a protein of 180 amino acids. The transcript is spliced from 2 exons. The record is from RefSeq and is a predicted model, not a curated record. NCBI's taxonomy places the organism in Eukaryota, Fungi, Ascomycota, Eurotiomycetes, Eurotiales, Aspergillaceae.
AUGUUUCCUGUCCCUUUGCAAAGUGCCUGUGCACGUUCAAUGACCGCUUUUGCAAUGGAUACUGGCCUCUUGGAUUCGCAUGCCGACUUUGGUAUCAACGCCCCACCCAAAAACCGAAUUGAAUAUCGACGACUUACCACUUGUUCCCCGAUCUAUGGUGUCGACUUCGGUACGGACCGGGAGGAGGCUGGCCUUGGUGCCGAUAUUGUCGUUGGCAACGAUAAAGGACUGGCACUGGCACAAACGGCCAGCGAAGCCAUCGAAAUCCUGAGAGAACUACGACAGCUUAGAGAGCAACGUGAAAACCUGAACCGGUAUGAAAAGAUAGCCAGGGAGCGCUUUCUGUUAACUUACAAACGCGACAAGCUACAUAAUGCCAGUGACAAUGAGUGUCGAAUGAUCGAACGGGCGAACAUAAAAGUCCACGGAGGCGAUGCUUUAGCCGACGCAGAGCUGUACGACGAUUACGGUCGACGGGAUUACACACCAAAGUUUGAGAAGCUUCUCCAAAAAUUCUUAGAGAAAAUAGAAGCUGCAAAGUGA